AUGGCCGCCGCCUCGAUCACAGCCGGACCUCCGUGCGUCGUCGUCGUCGUCUUCGUUGUCGCGCGCCCAGAGCCUCCAAGACCUAUCGAUAUUUGCGCCGGCUCAUCCGAAAAUACGACGUCUAUUUUGCGCGGAACCGCGAGCGCGUUCCCCUGA
Messenger RNA from Pyrenophora tritici-repentis Pt-1C-BFP, 156 nucleotides. The record is from RefSeq and is a predicted model, not a curated record. NCBI's taxonomy places the organism in Eukaryota, Fungi, Ascomycota, Dothideomycetes, Pleosporales, Pleosporaceae.